AUGGUUUUGAAGGCGGCGAGGUGGGGUCAAGGGUCGCACCGGCGGCGCCUGAGGUUUUAUCCUUCCGCGGGGAGCGCGCGCUUCGCCGCCCACACGCUCAAGGUCGGGGUCCCUUACGGACUUCACCCCCCGCCCUGGGAAUCCGUGCGUCGCCGGGAGCGGCUCCUGUGCCGUCGUCGACACCGUGUCUCGCUUCAGCUCCGGAUGGACCGUUCGAGACUUAGGGUGCCUGGGGAGGAGAGCCCCAAGAGGAGGGAGAGGCAAGGACAGGAGCCAGGAGAGGUGCUCUCUCAGGCACAGCUGAUGCUUGAGGACGUGGCCGUUGAAUUCUCCGAGGAGGAGUGGGAGCGCCUGGAGCCUGCUCAGCAGGCCCUGUACAGGGAGGUGAUGCUGGAGACCCGCAGGAGCCUGAUCUUUCUGGCUUAUCGCUCUACGUUUCUGCGUGUGAACUCGAUCCUUCACCCUCCACUGAUGCUGCAGCUGAACAGAGGCAACGGCCGAGGUCCUCGUGGUGACCCGCAGCGCCCUGCUGUGUCCUUAUGAGCCCUUGAGCACCAGGACCUUAGGACCCGGCAAUGUUAAAACUCACCGUCCCCUUUAGUCUCUUUCUGUUCUUGGCUUUUCAGGUGUUUGCUUCUCAGUUCAUGUAGGUUAGAGCUGAGGGCUCUGUGUUCCUCACCCCUGGACUUGUUCUCCUCAGUCUCCGUUUGCUGUAUUUGGAAGAACUAAUCAGGAUCUGGGGAGACUGGCUGCCGGCCUGUCUCAUCGGCACCCCAGAUGCUAGGGGAGCUCUCAAGCCUGCCCAUUGUUCAGGCCUGUCAGUCACCACAGCUCUUCUGCUCUUGCUAUGCUUGAGGGAUGCUCCGAGGGAUGCUCGUGACUGUUACUUAGGAAGAGUGUAGUGACAGACAGUGAUCCCCUGUAAUCCACAUUGAGUUAAUUUUUGUAUCUGAGCUAAGGUGGCGGCAUAACUUCAGUCUUACAUAUGGUAUCCAGUUUUCUCAGCACAUUUAGAAAGAGACUCUCCUUCUUCCCUAAUUGAGGCAUCUGGGCAAUCUCUUUAAAUGUCAGUUGACCAGAUACACAAGAAUAUCCGUUCUUGUGUCUGUCCUGCUCCACUGGACCUAUGUCUUAUUUAUGCCUGUUUUGACUAGAUAUGUAAUAAAUUUGAAAUAAGGAAGUGCAAGCCUCCAGCUUUGUUCUUUGUCAAGUUUG
Talpa occidentalis (Iberian mole) is the source of this 1215-nucleotide messenger RNA. Its product is annotated as zinc finger protein 41-like. The transcript has 5 exons. NCBI's taxonomy places the organism in Eukaryota, Metazoa, Chordata, Mammalia, Eulipotyphla, Talpidae. The record is from RefSeq and is a predicted model, not a curated record. Gene Ontology annotation, biological process: regulation of DNA-templated transcription. Bases 1 to 543 code for a protein of 180 amino acids.